Messenger RNA from Fusarium pseudograminearum CS3096, 1050 nucleotides. RefSeq lists its product as uncharacterized. Gene Ontology annotation, molecular function: acyltransferase activity, transferring groups other than amino-acyl groups. The record is from RefSeq and is a predicted model, not a curated record. The transcript has a single exon. Bases 1 to 1050 code for a protein of 349 amino acids. Gene Ontology annotation, cellular component: NatA complex. Gene Ontology annotation, biological process: mitotic sister chromatid cohesion. Lineage: Eukaryota; Fungi; Ascomycota; Sordariomycetes; Hypocreales; Nectriaceae.
AUGUCGCUUCCGUCUACUAAACCAGCUCAAACUUCUAUUCGAUCAUUCUUCUCAUCAAAGACGCCCAACUAUGCGCCUCCUCCCUCUCAAACCGCUGCCAAUAUUCCUCCUCCUCCUCCCCCUCCGCCAGCAGCCACUGCCACCCCACCACCCACGAACUCGACCUCUGUGUUCGAAAUCCCACCUCUGCCGACUUCCCUUCCUCAAGAAGCGGUAAUCAGACCUGUCACGGGCGACGACGUAAACGCUUUACGUCGCAUCAACGCCCUCCUCCUGCCCGUCAGCUACCCCGACAACUUUUACCAGCGUGCCGUAGAUCCUUCUGCCUCCGGUCGCUUCUCUCGAGUCAUUACAUGGGCCCACGACGGCGCUGAGGCCAAGGUUGUCGGCGGUGUUGUCUGUCGAGUCGAGCCUCCUCUAGAUCCCAACACUCCAGGCGAUGUGCCUCGCAACCUCUACAUUCAGUCCUUAUGUCUCCUUUCGCCAUACCGAUCGCUCGGACUUAUUAACGCCGCUGUGGACAAUAUCAUUGCUACUGCUGUUUCGGAUCACAGUUUGAAUGUGACGGCUGUGACGGCUCAUGUCUGGACCGAGAACGAGGAAGGAAUGAAGUGGUAUGAAGGUCGAGGCUUCAAGCGCGAGAACCAACCCAUUCAGGGUUACUAUCUCAAGCUACGUCCGAAUUCCGCUUGGCUAGUUAGCCGUCCCAUAGGUGCUUCUGUUCGGAACUUGAUUCCUACUUCGGGAUUGGUAUCCCUAAGCUCUGUCGCCGCCAGCGCAACUGCUACUAUCGCCAAUCUCGACCCAGCUGCCGGUCCUCCCAAGAGUGGCGCCUCGCGACCAACGAUGCCCUCUUCUGCACGAUCCUACCAGAACCAAGGACCCGAAAGGGAGUGGAACGAUUUGCCUGAUGAUAUGGCAAGCAGUCGACUCGCACCACCGCCCCGCGGAGCUUCAGGGGGUACCGGCUCCGGUGCAAGCUCUAGAAGUAGCUCUGCGGCACGAAAGAAGAGGGAUCGUUCCUACCCUGCUGCAGCUUUCGGAAGCUAG